Molecule: messenger RNA, 4709 nt
Organism: Blepharisma stoltei
Lineage: Eukaryota; Ciliophora; Heterotrichea; Heterotrichida; Blepharismidae
Source: the annotation of a GenBank genome assembly
AUGGAAUUUAACAAUAUAUUUUCUUUUAAAAUAAUAAAAAAUUCUAUACACUUUAAUAUGGAAGAAAGUGAUGCGCUUUCAGAUUCUUCUUUUCAAGAAGCCGACACUAAUCUCAGUAAAAACCAAAAUUUCUGGAAUUUUUGUUGCAAAAAGAGCCAAAUUGAUAACUCUGAAGAAGCCCGCAUUGAACGAGCAUGUGAGCGCUGAAGAAAAGUCAUUACUCCCCCCCCCCCCUCCGUGAGCGAACAAAACCAUUAGAAAAAUCGCCAUUUUUUGACCAAAAACCCACCCUCCGUGAGUGAACAAAAAUUUUUUUAAUAGAAAAAAUUUUAAUGGAAAAAAAUUUUGAUAUAUAAGUGAUAAUUAGUAUAAUGAAAUCUAGAGCUAAUUCUGUUUAAUUUUAAACAAAUUGCGUUUUAAAACAUAAAUUUUGCAAAUUAAAUUAAUAUUUGCUUCCAAAUUUUUGCAAAUUAGGAUUUUUUUUAAAUUUCGAAAAAAAUAUUUUUUAUAAAAUUUAUAUAUAAAUUUUUUUUAAAAAAAAAAAUUAACCCCCCUCCGUGAGCGAACAAAAUUUUUUUGUUCGCUCACGGAGAGGGGGGGGGGGAGUUAGAUUUCGAGGCAUUGUUUCUUCGAUUAAUAUGUAAAAAAUAUCUAGUGUAAAACAGCAAACAAAAGACGCAGAAAAUGAUUAUUACCAUGGAUCCACCUCAGAAGUAAAAGAUUCAGGGAAAAUUAAGAAAAAAUCAUGAAUUAUUUAUUCAGGCAGUAAGAGGAAAAAGGUUUUUGACUUUUUACUUUCUUUUGUAUAUUUAUAUUUUUGUUUUGAAGGCCCUUAUAGAGUCUUUUUUUACUCACUCCCCCCCAUUUAAAUUGGAACAAAAUAUAGGUAAAAUUUCCACUUUUUUGGUAAAUUAAACCCCCUUUAAAUUGGAACAAAAAUUUAAUUUUAUAUAGUCAGUGUCACUAACUAUAAUAAAAAUUUUUAUAUAUAAAAAUCAUAAUUUUUAUGUAAAAAGUUUUGAUAUAACGAUGACCCCCCCCUCAAUCUUCAUGUCUAUUGCAACAAAAAUGCAAUUUUUUAAUAUAAAAUUUUAUAUAAAAACAAUAAUAAUUUUCAUGUCUCUUGCAACAAAUUAUAUAGAUUAAAAAUGACGACACAUGCAACCUGCCCUCUUGGCGCAGUAGUCCAGACCUUAUGGCUACACCGAACUGGGACGGACUCCGAGCCGAGAAUCAGACGCAGGCUUAAGAAGUGUGUAUCCGGGUAGGUUUUGGCUGCUUUCCUGUGGUUGGAAAUGGAGGUGCUCAGCAACGUCCUUGGAUCCGAGGACCUAUGUGCAUUCCUCUAACGGGAAACUGGGGGUUUCAGCCCAGGCCACAGGGGAACAGUCUUUUUCCUGUAGCUGUCGAAGAAAGGCAUUUUGACACCCAAUAGACUCCAAGAGCUGAUCCUUGGAAUCAAGCUACUCCAAUCGCCCAUAGCAGGGCCGCAGAAAUCGAUAAGCCGCCCAUUCAAGACUGAACUCCCAAGGCAAGAAGGUGCCGGAAGGGCACUCGUAAAAGGGAUAGAUCCUCUGGGCUGGAGUCGAAAAGCAGUAGAACCUUCCGUACGGGAGGUCUUUAAUGACUGCCUCAUCAAUAUGGCUAGCGCCUGUCUGCAAUAAUCUUAAUUCUAAUCCUCUUGCAACAAUUUUCGAUGCGCAUCUUAAAUUUUUCCGUACUUUUUAGCUAGAUAAGUUUAAUAAAAUGGCGAGCGAUGGCAAUAGCAGUGGUAUUUUAAGAAACUCAACUAGAGAAAAAUGCAUUAAUUUUUUUUUAUAAAAAUGUUGUGUUGCAGUAGGCAUGAAGAUUUUUUCGAAAAUUUUUGUUGCAGUAGACAUGAAGAUUGAGGGGGGGUCAUCGUUAAUUUAAAUGUUUCUUCUUAACUAAAAUUAAAAAUUUAGUUAUAUCCUGCUAUUGUUUUAAAGAAUAGAGUAUAAAGAGCAUCUUAUUUAAAUAAAUUUAUUAUCCUUAAUUGCUAAAAUUUUUUUAGAUAAAAAUGAUAUUUUUUAUUAAAUAAUUUUGAUAUAAAUUCAAUCUGAAUUCUUUGCAAAAAUUGAAAAUUUACUUAUCUCUUGCUUUAUUUAAAAGAAUAGAGUAUAAAUGGCAUCUUAUUUAAACAAAAUUAGCACUUUGAUUAAAAAUUUUCUAAAUUUUUUAAUUUUUUAAUUUCUCUUUUAUCAAUAAAAAUAAUAAUUUUUGUGUAAAUAGUUUUGAUACCAAUUAAUAGUGGCGUGUUAAUUAAUAAUAAAAUUUUAGUUAUAUCUUGCUUUGUUUUAAAGGAUAAAGAGUAAAUAGCAUUUUAUUAAACAAAUUUAUUAAUCUAAUUCGAUAAAUUUUUUGAAUUUUUUUUUUUAAAAAAUUUUCUUAACCCCCCUUUAAAUUGGAACAACAUUUUUUGUUCUAAUUUAAAGGGGGGGGAGUCAGAUGACGAUAAUGAGAAUCCUAUUGAUUAUGAUUUGGCUUUAGACGCAAUUGUCUUUGUUGAUAUUAUUUUGAGAUUUUUUACAGCUUAUAAAUCAGGUGCAGUUGUAGUUGAUGACCAUAAGAGAAUUGCAAAAAAAUAUAUAAAAGGACUGUUUUUAAUAGAUAUUUUAUCUACUAUUCCAUUUUAUUUAGCUACACAUUGGCUUAUGUGGCUAAAAUUAGGAAGAAUUUUCAGGAUUGGCAGCAUUACGACAUGGAUUGAAAAAUCAACCGCCCGGACAGAAAAUGACAACGGCUGGCUUACAUUAAACUUCGCUUUGAGAACUCAAGUUACCAGAAUUUUGAAAUUUUUUUAUAGCAGUUGCCCGAUGAUGGCGCAUUAAGCGCCAUUAUCGAGCAACACCAGGCAAGGGUCCACAGUGGAAAUGGAUCCCACGUGUGGAGCCCUUUUUAACACGUGGAGAAUCCUCAUUUCCACGAGCCAAAAAGGGCUCCACACGUGGAAACCCAUUUCACGUGUGGACCCUUGUUUGGCGUUGCCCGAUGAUGGCACAUUGAGCGCCAUCAUCGGGCAACUGCUAUAUUAUAUUUGUCAUGCAUUUGCCACUAUAUUGCCUGCAUCUGGUAUUUUAUUGCAAAAUCAGAGUCAGAUGAUUUAACUAAAACUUGGAUUAAAGAAAACGGCCUUAAUAGAAACCAGCUAUAUGAGACUUCAUUGUAUUUCACAUUAGUCGUCUUCUCUACAACUGGGUAUGGAGACUAUUAUCCCAGAACUUAUGCAGAAACUGUUUUUAUGAUGAUUGUGCAGAUUUUAGGUAUAUUGAUGUAUGCAUAUUUUAUUGGAAAUGUCAGCAGCCUUAUAGCGAGUCUAAAAAGCAACGAAGAUUCCAUACACCAAAAAGAGCAUCAGCUUGAUAAAUGGCUAUUUUUAUUAGGCAAAAAUAAAAAUCAAAAAAAUAUUUCUCCUGAUAUGCAGAACACAGUAAGAAAAUAUUUCUCAUUUAUUUGGAAAUAUGAUAACUCAGCUAUUGUGAGAGAUUCUGAAUUUAUGAUGAGGCUGCCAUAUAAGCUUAGAAAAGCUUUAAUAAAACAUUUGUUUACUGGGGAUGUCAAAAGAUAUGAAGCAUUUUUUUAUGGUUGCCCUGAAGAGUUUUGUUAUCAUAUGGCUUUGAAUAUGUAUCCGAGGCGGUAUGAAAGUAUGGAAGAAAUUAUAUAUGCGAACACAGCUGUAAGCGAGGUGUAUUUUAUUCAUUCUGGUACAAUUUUACUUGGAACUCUACAUGGGGUUCAGCUUUUUUUGAAACUGUCCCCGCGAAGUUAUUUCGGAGAUGAAUAUAUUAUUUUUAAGUCUAAACCAAGAAUGUCUUAUUUGGCAGAUAUGAACGGAUGUGAGCUGCUGUGUGUGUCUAAAGAUAUCUUUGAGAAAUUUUUAAAAAAAUAUCCUCAAGCUUUUACUGUGCUUACUACUCCCCCCCCCCUCCGUGAGCGAACAAAACCAUUAGAAAAAUCGCCAUUUUUUUUGACCAAAAACCCACCCUCCGUGAGUGAACAAAAAUUUUUUUAAUAGAAAAAAAUUUUAAUGGAAAAAAAUUUUGAUAUAUAAGUGAUAAUUAGUAUAAUGAAAUCUAGAGCUAAUUCUGUUUAAUUUUAAACAAAUUGCGUUUUAAAACAUAAAUUUUGCAAAUUAAAUUAAUAUUUGCUUCCCAAAUUUUUGCAAAUUAGGAUUUUUUUAAAUUUCGAAAAAAAAUAUUUUUUAUAAAAAUUUAUAUAUAAAAUUUUUUUUAAAAAAAAAAAAAUUAACCCCCCUCCGUGAGCGAACAAAAUUUUUUUGUUCGCUCACGGAGGGGGGGGGAGUUAGUAGAAGAGCUUACAAGAGAGGCUUAUAUUUUAAUGCAAUUAUGUCUGCUGAAACGAAAAAACGAGAUAGCUUUGUAAUACAAUCUGAGUCUGAUCAAGAUAACGGUGAUAUUUUUCAAAAAAUGAAGAGAUCGGGGACAUCGGUUUUAACUAACUUUGAUGAAAAUUUUGAUAGCUUGAAUGAUGAAGAAAUGCAAGGUAUGAGAGAUGCGCUUAAUGAUAUUGAGCUACUAGAAAAUGGCCCGAAAAAUAAAGUCAUUGAAAAAAUGGAAGAUUCAAUCCAGCAAUUGAAAGAUUUGAAAAUUGAGAUGGAUGAGCUCAAUGAAAGCUUAAAAUUGUUGGAAGAUGAUUAUGAGGCAAAAAUAGAGGCAUUAUCUGGGUCUUAA